Nelumbo nucifera (sacred lotus) is the source of this 3357-nucleotide messenger RNA. RefSeq names its product beta-galactosidase 3-like. The record is from RefSeq and is a predicted model, not a curated record. Lineage: Eukaryota; Viridiplantae; Streptophyta; Magnoliopsida; Proteales; Nelumbonaceae. Gene Ontology annotation, biological process: carbohydrate metabolic process. Gene Ontology annotation, molecular function: carbohydrate binding; hydrolase activity, hydrolyzing O-glycosyl compounds.
UCUUACUGCAGUCAGGCGUCUCCAUCUUUUCAGCUCUGAGCGUAUAUAUAAUGCUGGAAUGAUGGGUGAGGACUGAGGAGGGGAGUCCAAGAAGAAUGGACCCUGUUGUUGUUGCAGAGUAGCCCAGAAGAAUCCUCCUCUAUUCUGCUUCCCUUCACCGUUUCUUUUUUCUCCCUCCCUCUGUUCUUCGUAUUUCUCUCCCUCCACUUAGUUUGGAUUUCUAGGAGACUCUCACUCUCAGUAAGAAAGCGAAAUGGAAACCACCUUGUUUUCCAAGUUGUUCGUGUUCUUCUUGGUUCUGUCUGUGAGUUUCCAGUGGAUACUAUGCACUGUAACUUAUGAUAGGAAAGCUAUUAUCAUUAAUGGUCAGAGGAGAAUCCUCAUCUCGGGCUCCAUACAUUACCCACGAAGCACCCCUGAAAUGUGGGAAGAUCUUAUACAGAAAGCUAAAGAGGGAGGGUUGGAUGUUAUACAGACCUACGUCUUUUGGAACGUGCACGAACCAUCUCCUGGCAAUUACAACUUCGAAGGAAGAUACGAUCUGGUUCGGUUCAUAAAGACGGUACAGAAAGCAGGGCUAUACGUUCAUCUCCGCAUUGGGCCUUAUAUUUGCGGAGAGUGGAAUUUUGGAGGAUUUCCAGUUUGGCUGAAAUAUGUUCCAGGCAUCAGCUUCAGAACAGAUAACGAGCCUUUUAAGAUGGCAAUGCAAGGUUUCACGCAGAAGAUUGUAGAAAUGAUGAAGAGUGAAAUGUUGUUUGAGUCCCAGGGUGGCCCUAUCAUUCUUUCUCAGAUUGAGAACGAGUAUGGGACAGAAAGUAAAGCAUUUGGAGCUGCUGGUCAUGCGUACAUGACCUGGGCUGCAAAUAUGGCUAUUGGAUUGGGUACUGGGGUCCCAUGGGUUAUGUGUAAAGAGGGAGAUGCCCCGGAUCCGGUGAUAAAUGCUUGCAAUGGUUUUUACUGCGAUGCUUUUCAUCCUAACAAACCUUACAAGCCUGCAAUGUGGACUGAGGCUUGGAGUGGCUGGUUUACAGAGUUUGGUGGCACAGUUCACCAAAGGCCAGUUCAAGAUUUGGCAUUUGCAGUUGCUCGCUUCAUACAAAAUGGAGGCUCCUUUGUUAAUUACUACAUGUACCAUGGAGGAACCAACUUUGGACGCACUGCUGGAGGCCCUUUCAUCACUACCAGCUAUGAUUAUGAUGCUCCAAUUGAUGAAUAUGGUUUAAUCAGGCAACCAAAAUAUGGACAUUUGAAGGAGCUUCACAGGGCUAUUAAGCUGUGUGAGCGAUCUUUAGUUUCAUCUGAUCCCACUAUUACCUCAUUAGGAAGCUAUCAACAGGCUCAUGUGUUCUCUUCUGAGUCGGGAGAUUGUGCAGCUUUUAUUGCAAACUAUGACCCAAACUCUGCUGCAAGAGUGAUGUUCAAUAACAUGCACUACAACCUGCCACCCUGGUCCAUCAGCAUCCUUCCAGAUUGCAGAAAUAUGGUCUUUAACACUGCAAAAGUUGGAGUUCAGACAUCACAGAUGCAAAUGUUGCCCAGCAACUCUGAGUUGUUCUCCUGGGAGACAUAUGAUGAAGAUGUCUCUUCACUGGAAGACAAUUCAAUGAUCACUUCAGUUGGUCUAUUGGAGCAGAUAAAUGUUACCCGGGAUACCAGUGACUAUCUGUGGUACAUAACUAGUGUUGACAUUAGUUCAUCAGAAUCAUUUUUACGUGGAGGACAAAGCCCCACUCUUAUUGUGGAGUCAACUGGCCAUGCUUUGCAUGUCUUUAUCAAUGGACAACUUUCAGGAUCUGCCUCUGGAACAAGGGAAAACAGGAGGUUUAUGUUUACAGGAAAGGUCAACCUGCGGGCCGGAAUCAAUAAAAUUGCUCUCCUCAGCAUAGCGGUUGGAUUGCCGAAUGUUGGAACACAUUUUGAAGCGUGGAAAACAGGAAUUCUGGGUCCAGUUGUGCUACAUGGCCUCGACCAGGGAAAAAUGGAUUUGACCUGGCAGAAAUGGUCUUACCAGGUUGGCCUGAAGGGAGAGGCCAUGAAUCUUGUCUCCCCCAAUGGGAUUUCAUCUGUUGAUUGGAUGCAAGGGUCAUUAGUUGUGCAGAAACAGCAGCCAUUGACAUGGUAUAAGGCUUAUUUUAAUGCACCUGAAGGAGAUGAGCCAUUGGCCUUGGACAUGAGUAGCAUGGGAAAGGGUCAAGUAUGGAUCAAUGGGCAAAGCAUUGGAAGAUAUUGGACCAUCUAUGCAAAUGGUAAUUGCAAUGGGUGUAGUUAUUCCGGAACAUUCAGACCUCCCAAGUGUCAAAUUGGUUGUGGUCAACCAACCCAACGAUGGUAUCAUGUGCCUAGGUCUUGGUUGAAACCAACACAGAAUCUUCUGGUAGUUUUUGAGGAAAUUGGUGGUGAUGCAUCAGGAAUUUCUCUUGUAAAAAGAUCAGUAAGCAGUGUUUGUGCCGAUGUCUCUGAGUGGCAUCCAAACAUAAAGAAUUGGCAAAUUGAGAGCUAUGGCAGAACUCAAGAGUUCCACAGGCCCAAGGUUCACUUGCGGUGUGCUCCGGGACAGUCCAUCUCUGCCAUUAAAUUUGCAAGCUUUGGUACCCCUUUGGGAACUUGUGGAAGCUUCCAGCAAGGAAUUUGCCAUGCUCCAACCUCAUACUCCGUCUUAGAGGAGAGGUGCGUAGGGCAGGAGAGAUGUUCUGUAACCAUAUCUAACAGAAACUUCGGGGCAGACCCAUGUCCAAAUGUGUUGAAACGAUUAACAGUGGAGGCUAUUUGUGCACCUGCAACUACUACAACAGCCCGACCCAAUUGGAGGGGUUGAAAAGGACAAAGGUAGGAGGGAAGAAAGGACCCUCCAUAUAUAGGACAUCAUAUGGAAUGGUUUUCUAUCGACUGUAUACUAGCAGCAAAGGAAGAAGCAACGAGUGAAGGUAAAGAAAUAAAAGAGAAAAGUACAGGAAAAGAGCUUUUUAAUUUGAUCCGAGGAACAUGGAUUUGCAGUUAUCAAUUGUGUAGAGUUGUUAGGGUGUCUCCUUCAGGAUUGUUUUAUUAAUUUAUGGGUUAGCAUGUUUCUGUAUAAUAGUGGUUGUAGAUUUGUGAGGGCACAGGCCCAAGAAUUUAGUAAUAUGGGAUCUGUGAUGAAUGCCAAACCCGGUCCCCGGACUUUUAACCGGAAGAUGGACUGGGAAAUGGGUUUCCUUCAACGGCCAUGAUGAAUAAUCCGUGUUGAUGUGAUUGUAUUAGUGGGGAAAGUGAAACCCCAAUUAUGGAUUGUUCUGGGAAUAGAUCCCAGUAUGAGUGAUGUUUGAUGUGAAAUUUUCUUAUGGAAACAAGUGGGAAAUCAAGGAUUCCCAUUAAAUUCAA